GGAAAAGUACGCAUGCAUUGCAAGGCAUGCUGUCGACCAUGAGUAGUCACCGGAGGUUUGACAGGGAUGGCGCACCGCGUGCGCGGAUUCAAACCCCGCAGGUUCCGUCCAGCUUGGCAGUGCAUCGGGCGUUGACUUCGGAGCGUGUCGAUACGGAACGAAGCCCGGUUCGCGGCGGUGAUAUUCAGCAAGAAUCUCGUCCUCUUGAGGAGCCCAGCGUUCUAACUGAUGUCGCUGCCAAUUCUGCGCAAGAGGGCUCAUCACUGACAACCUCGGAGGGAAGAGGGAUGCUCCCCGUCCCGUCGGAGCCUGUCGCCUCCGCAUCGGAAGGAGAAGAUGCGAUCUUGCACUAUCCGCCGACUGAGGACGAGAAAGAUGCGGGGCAAGACGCCUCGGAUGCCUCCUUUGAUGUGCCACAGGGAACGUUUCUGUCACCAGAUAUACCCAAGGUGAGUUUUCACUCCGAUCUGUUAUUGACAUAUUUAUCUCGACUAGGGCUCGUCCGACAAAAUCUUGUAUGACGGUGAUCUGGAAUUUCUUCCUUUGCCCGACACGCCUGACGACCCGCUCGAAAACUUGCAUGACGCUCAUGA
This is a messenger RNA of Punctularia strigosozonata HHB-11173 SS5, 593 nucleotides long. RefSeq lists its product as uncharacterized. The transcript is spliced from 3 exons. Bases 39 to 521 code for a protein of 160 amino acids. The record is from RefSeq and is a predicted model, not a curated record. NCBI's taxonomy places the organism in Eukaryota, Fungi, Basidiomycota, Agaricomycetes, Corticiales, Punctulariaceae.